CAACAACAACAACAACAACGAGAAGAAUAAUAACAACAACAAUAAUAGUAAUAAUAAUAUUGACGUUCCGGAGCGGAGCUAAUGCCAGUGCACGUGCGGUUAGCGCCGGACUUUUAAACGGACGCACGCACCCACCCCACUCCACUCCACUCCACUCCUACACUCCUACACACUUCAACACUCCAACAUCAUCCGUGGCCUAUCGCCGCCUCGCGAAGCCUCCCCGACGCACCACGGCCAGGGCGAGCCCCCAGCGGCCGAGUCAGGGGACCGCGAGGAUGCCGAGGACGACGUCCUGAGCAAGGAGGAGCCCGGCCAAGCUGCUUCUCGUCGUGGGAGCUACGGUCGCCAAGGAUGACGAGGAAGGGUUUCGCGCUGCUGCUCAGCGGCUACGGCUACUGUCUCGCGCUCCUCUGCUUAAUCCACGCACCGCUGCUUGUUCAAGGAUUACGAUGCCACUGUGACAUUUGUGGAGAAACAAACAACACUUGUGAAACAGACGGAUACUGUUUUGCAAGCACGACUUUGGACAAGGAUGUCAUUACUUACGCAUAUAGGUGUUACAAUAAGGAGCACUUCUUUCCGGAUCCCAUGUACUCGGUGUGGUGCAGCAGCAGCGAAGCCCUGCGCGGCACAGGCGGCACAAAAUUCGUCGUGACGUGCUGCGAUCACGCGGAUUACUGCAAUCGCGAUAUCAAGGCGCACCUGCCCCCGACAAUAUCGGCCGCUCAGACCUCCUAUCGCACCACGCAUCGCCUCGAAGGAGCGUCGGCAGGUGGACGAGCGACGUGGGAAACAUGGCAGAUGGCAUUGACGAUCGCACUCCCGAUAUGCGCGAUCUGCGUGGCCGUCAUGAUCGUCUACAACAUCCACAUGACCAGGAGAAGGCCCGCGGGUCGGCACUUCUCCGACGACUCUCUCGAGGCGCCCGAUCGGCCGAUCCUCGGUGGAGUCACUAUCCGCGACAUGCUCGAGAUGACGACGAGUGGUAGCGGUUCCGUGGGUCUCCCGCUCCUGGUGCAGCGCAGCAUCGCUCGUCAGAUCCAGCUGGUCGAGACGAUCGGCAAAGGCCGAUUCGGGGAGGUUUGGCGGGGUCGAUGGCGGGGCGAAAACGUCGCCGUCAAGAUAUUCAGUUCGCGGGAGGAGAGGUCUUGGUUCAGGGAGGCCGAGAUCUACCAGACGGUGAUGCUACGACACGACAACAUCCUCGGUUUCAUCGCAGCCGAUAACAAAGAUAACGGGACGUGGACGCAGCUCUGGCUGAUAACGGACUACCACGAGAAGGGAUCGCUGUUCGACUACCUGAAUCGCUCUACCGUCGACACGAACGGCAUGAUAAGGAUGGCGUUGUCGAUAGCCACGGGUCUGGCUCACCUGCACAUGGAGAUCGUCGGGACGCAAGGGAAGCCCGCGAUCGCUCACCGCGACCUCAAGUCCAAGAACAUACUCGUUAAGACGAACGGGACCUGCGCCAUCGGGGACCUCGGGCUCGCGGUGCGCCACGACGUCAUCACCGACACCGUCGACAUACAACUCAACAACCGAGUGGGCACCAAGCGGUACAUGGCACCCGAGGUACUCGAGGAGAUGAUAAAUAUGAAUCACUUCGAUUCCUUCAAGAGGGCGGACGUCUAUGCCCUCGGGCUCAUUCUUUGGGAGAUUGCGAGGCGCUGCAACGUGGGCGGCAUUCACGACGACUAUCAGCUGCCGUUUUACGAUCUCGUGCCCUCCGAUCCGACGAUCGAGGAGAUGCGUAAGGUCGUCUGUGCGGAUAGACAAAGGCCGUCUAUACCCAACAGGUGGAUGUCGAUCGAUGUAAGUUUAACUAUGGCCAAGCAUCGUCGCAAAUAUCUAUUUUAGUCCGACAAAUUUUUUGGUUAAUUUACUAGCUCUUAACCAUUCUUGCUUAAUCUCUGAUAAUAUAUUUGCUCUUUCAUAAUUUGCAAAUCCUUAGCCAGGCACUCCAGUAGGUUGGGGUAAGAUAGUAAUGCUGCAGCGAGACUUUUCAAUUUUAUAAAUUUCGGUACCACGCGGCUUUUUCAA
Ceratosolen solmsi marchali is the source of this 2043-nucleotide messenger RNA. It is a transcript of the gene babo, whose product is annotated as TGF-beta receptor type-1 babo. The coding region runs from base 355 to 1860 and encodes 501 amino acids. Lineage: Eukaryota; Metazoa; Arthropoda; Insecta; Hymenoptera; Agaonidae. The transcript is spliced from 7 exons. Gene Ontology annotation, molecular function: ATP binding; transmembrane receptor protein serine/threonine kinase activity. Gene Ontology annotation, cellular component: signaling receptor complex; plasma membrane. The record is from RefSeq and is a predicted model, not a curated record. Gene Ontology annotation, biological process: cellular response to growth factor stimulus; cell surface receptor protein serine/threonine kinase signaling pathway; protein phosphorylation.